Molecule: messenger RNA, 1581 nt
Organism: Aspergillus campestris IBT 28561
Lineage: Eukaryota; Fungi; Ascomycota; Eurotiomycetes; Eurotiales; Aspergillaceae
Product: cytochrome P450
Exons: 4
Coding region: 1-1581 (526 amino acids)
Molecular function (GO): oxidoreductase activity, acting on paired donors, with incorporation or reduction of molecular oxygen; monooxygenase activity; iron ion binding
Source: RefSeq, a predicted model, not a curated record
AUGGAUUCGUUCAUCGCCAUAGAGUGGCCCAUUCAAGUCCGAGAUGGGGCUUCUCUACUCCUCUGGGCGUCUCUAGCAGCCCUGCCCGUGUGGUAUUUGACGACCUAUCUCUUUUCCCCCCUGCGCCGGUUCCCCGGCCCAUUUCUCGCAGGGUGGACGAACCUCUGGCGAAUGCAUCACGCACGGCAGGGAAAUUACCACCUUGUCAUUCGGAAGAUGCAUCAAAAGUACGGGCCUGUGGUGCGCAUUGCGCCCAACGUGCUGGACCUGGAUUAUCCCGAGUUGAUCAAAACCAUCUAUAACGUCAAGGCCGACUACCUCAAAGUGAAGCCCCUUGUCCCGCAAUUCUACCACGGAAGUAGUGCCAUGAGCAAUGGCAAGAUCAUCUACAAUCUGUUCAGUGAAUGCCAGCCGGGGGUGCAUGCCCGACAGAAGCGGCCCAUCUCCAAGCACUAUUCCAUGACGGGGGUGCUCCCAUUGGAGCCCCAUAUCGACGAGAUGAUACAGUACCUCUGUCAAAGACUCGAGGAGAAUUUUAUCGACGGGUCUAGCGCCACCAGUGCGUGUGCUUUGGACGAGUGGAUUGCGUACUAUACUUGGGACGUGGUAGGCAAAGCUACCUUCAGCCAGCCCAUCGGAUACUUGCAACAGGGUUAUGAUUUUGACGGGACCCUGGGCAUCGCCAACGCCUCGAUGAGAUACUUCACCCUGGUCGCACAACUCCCGAUCCUAGACCAUCUGCUGGAUAAAAACCCCAUCUAUCGGAUCGGGCCUCCCGGCUUCGGCAACAUCACCAACAUCUCAAUCCAGCAUCUCACCGACCGGCUCCAGGGCAAGGACAGCCACUACCAUGAUCCCAGUCAGCCCGACUUCCUGGACAAGUUUAUCGAAGCCAAGGAGAAGUUCCCUGACGUCGUAGACGACAUGCAGAUCAUCUCCUACCUCAUGAUCAACAUGAUCGCCGGAGCGGACACGACGGGCGUUGUCCUCAACGCAGCCCUAUACUUCUCCCUGAAGCAGCCCCAAGUCUGGACACGCCUGCGUGCCGAAAUCGCCCCUCACACCGCGUCAGAUGCACCCGUCGUGUCCUACAAAACAUCCAAGGAGUAUCCUUACCUGAACGCCGUCAUCCGCGAGGCCAUGCGAUGCCACCCCCCGGUUGGGAUGAACCUGGAACGAUACGUUCCGCAGGGCGGGCUGACCCUCCCCAACGGGCAGUACGUCCCUACCGGAUCAGUGGUUGGACUCAACCCGUACAUCGUCAGCCACAACGAGUCCGUCUGGGGCGCCGACGUGGACAUGUUCCGCCCGGAGAGGUGGCUUCGGGAUGAGGCGCGCGAGACCGAAGAAGAAUUCCAGACACGUCUGCGCACGAUGAACCAUGCCGAUUUGACCUUUGGUGGAGGAAGUCGCGUGUGUAUUGGAAAGCAUCUCGGGUUACUGGAGGUGUACAAGGUGAUGGCGACUCUGGUGGCUCGUUAUGAUAUUAGCCUGGUUCAUCCUGAUAGGGAGUGGAAGGUACAUAAUGAGUUCUUUGUCCGGCAGAGUGGGAUCGAGGUGAAGCUGGCUCGUCGCACUUAG